UUCGUUGAAGAAGAGUGGACGGGAAUGCUGCCUCCUACUGAAGCGGAGGCACUUGCUCUUCUCCGAAAGGGUGCUGAUGGAAGGAAAAUUUUCGUUGCGUGGUUCAUGGAGAAAGGAAAUGAUCCGAACGAAUCAAUGGAUGAAGAAUUGAGAUGGGUUUCCAUGGGUUUUGACCCUGCCGUCAUGACAUGCCAAAAGUAUGAUGUGAAUGGGUAUCACUUCCAUACAGAGGAGCACCAGAACAGUCGGCCUGAUCCCAAAACCAUAAAUACCGAAGUCUUCACUGAAGGAGAUAAUAAAGUAGAUUACUACGGAAGGGUAGGAAAAAUAUACGAGCUUACAUUCAAACGUGGCCGCAAACCCCUAAGUCUCACUAUGUUCAAAUGCCGAUGGUUCGACCCCAAAAAGGGUCUGAGACAUACGCCUUCUGUUGGUUUAGUUGAAGUUAAACCAUCAACCGUCUAUGCCGGAGCUGAUCUCUUUAUCGCUGCUACCCAGGCCACACAAGUAUAUUAUCUGCCUUACCCAUGCCAGAAAGAGUACCUAAAGGGUUGGGAAGUUGUGUUCAAGGUGUCGCCACAUGGUAAGCUACCGGACCCGAAUGAUGAUGAUUACUACAACAUAAACCCCAUGACAUACGAGGGAGUGUUCUUUCAAGAGGAACAUGAUGAUGUGGUCCGAAACAAUGAGGAUGAUGACUUGGGUUAUGUUGACCUGGACCCAAACAACGACGACGCACGGAUUGAUGGUGAGGCAGUUGUGAAUCAAAGAGACAUAAUUAUGCUUGAAAAGUUAAAUGAAGACGCUGACGAUGAGGAAGAGCCUCCACCUCCGUCAGACAACGAAGAAGAUAUGCGUGCUAGUGAUGAUGAGACCGGUCGACAAAUAGAUUACAAUAGUGAUGAUUCAUAUGGGUUCUCGAAAAUGUAAGUUCUUUUAAUGAUCAUUACAAUAGUAUGCUUAAUGUGCUCUUCUGUUAUUAAUUUUUUUCCUGUAUGCUUGUUUAUUUGAUAUCCUUACUAAUUGUUUAUUCUCUUCUCAAUGCAGGUUUGCUAAUCAUGGGCAAGUCCAGCGGUGACAGUUUCCUCAGUGUAAAUUCAAAGGACUUACUCGAGUGGACGAGCCCACAAGGUUCCCUCCCGACUACGCGAGGAUGACACCUCACAAGGAGGUGGA
Molecule: messenger RNA, 1176 nt
Organism: Aegilops tauschii subsp. strangulata
Lineage: Eukaryota; Viridiplantae; Streptophyta; Magnoliopsida; Poales; Poaceae
Source: RefSeq, a predicted model, not a curated record